Molecule: messenger RNA, 1353 nt
Organism: Prunus armeniaca (apricot)
Lineage: Eukaryota; Viridiplantae; Streptophyta; Magnoliopsida; Rosales; Rosaceae
Source: the annotation of a GenBank genome assembly
AUGAAAGUGAAGGGAGGAGGAAGAAGGAAGAGUUGGGAAGCAAUGCCUCUUGAUGUUGUUCUUCAAGAUACCAGCAACAACCUAAAUGCUCCUUUUGCUUCUCUUCUUCAGCUGCAAGCUAACGCAGCCGCUCUAGAGCAACCCCAAGAGCAACAGCAAGAGCUUCAAGAGCCUCAAGCUCUCGAAGAAGCUGACGAUGGUGAGGCCGAGGGCGAGGGUGAAGAUGAUGGUGAGGUUGGGGGUGAUGGUGAUCGUGAGGCUGAUGGUGUUGUUGAUGACGAUGAGAAUAGAGAGCGCAACAAGCUUGCCGAGGGCUACUACGAAAUCGAAGCCAUACGCCGAAAAAGGGUCCGCAAGGGUGAGCUCCAGUAUCUCAUCAAAUGGCGUGGUUGGCCAGAGACUGACAAUACAUGGGAGCCCUUGGAUAAUCUCCAUUCAAUUGCUGAUGUUAUCGAAGCAUUUGAGGAAAGCUUGCGUGCUGGAAAGCAUCGGAAGCGCAAGCGCAAGUCCGGGACUCCUCAUUCUCAACCCAAGAAGAGGCAGCAGCGUUCUACUGAUCCUAUCUACAACGUGACAGAUGUGGAAAUCAGCAUGGUUGAUAAAGUUCUGUCCUCCGCUGCUCUCAACUGCCCGAGCCUUGUUGAUCUUCCGCCCCCUCAGCAGUCUGUGGGCGUAGCAUUUGAAGGAGAGAAUGAUGGGCAUGUCAAUAAUACUGAAACCACCAAGAAAGUUGAUGCUGAGAAUUUGUGUUCAAAUGCUUCCCAAGAAAUUGGUGAAAGGAGAGAGGAAAAUGAGUAUGAUCCAAAGCUUAGUGAGCUCAGAGCAACAAUAUCUACUAAUAUUGUCAAUUCAGAUAAACUUUCUGUACAUUUCCAAGAAGCAAAGGCAUCUGAAGUUAAUGGUCUUUCCAAGGUCGACUGUGCAGAACCAGUACAGAGCAAUCGCAAUACUGGAGCUAAGAGAAGGAAGUCUGGUUCUGUGAAGAGGUUUAAACAAGAGACGCAAUUGUCUGAAGUGGGUGCUACACCAAAUGCAACAAGCAGAGUCAGUGUUAGAUAUGGUGGCAGAGUUAAUCAAUCAGGGGCAGAAAAUCUUGAUUAUGCCGGGGAAAAUUCAAGUCGCAGGAAUAAGAUUGAUGAAUCCAAAAGUGCAGUGCGUAUCACCAAGAUUAUCAAGCCAAUAGGGUAUUCAACUUCUGUGUCAAAUGAUGUCCAGGAUGUGUCAGUCACCUUUAAGGCAAUGAGGUCCGACGGAACAGAAGUGGUAGUGGAUAACAAGUUUCUCAAGGUUAAUCAUCCACUUUUGUUGAUCGAUUUUUAUGAGCAACAUCUCCGGUACAAUUCUACAUUGUAA